Messenger RNA from Aspergillus homomorphus CBS 101889, 1154 nucleotides. RefSeq lists its product as uncharacterized. The transcript is spliced from 3 exons. The record is from RefSeq and is a predicted model, not a curated record. Bases 56 to 1027 code for a protein of 323 amino acids. Lineage: Eukaryota; Fungi; Ascomycota; Eurotiomycetes; Eurotiales; Aspergillaceae.
CGGUAUUUGCCAGUCUGUCUUUGAACAGUGACACAAUUGUUAUACACUCUCAAUCAUGGGUUCAGACGCAGAAACCAUCCGCAUCGGCUACGUGCCCGAGCACUACCUUGGCCCUCUCCACCUCGCCCUCCGCUCCUCCGCCGCGAACCUCCCAUUCCAAGUCAGCCUGAUCCCCUUCCCGUCCGGCACGGGGCACAUGAUCACCUCCCUCCGCGAGAAGGAGAUCGACCUCGCCAUCGGCCUGACAGAGGGAUGGGUAGCCGGUCUGGCAGGCAAGCAACAGGCGCCCAAAGACCCGUCGACAGACGGAUACAAGGUCGUCGGCCACUGGGUAGACACACCCUUACGGUGGGCGAUUGUGACGGGGCGGGAGAGGGAGGAGAUCCGGUCGGUGGAAGACUUGAAGGGGGGGCGGGUGGGAGUCAGUCGGCUCGGAAGCGGCUCCCACAUCAUGUCUUUUGUGCUCUCGCAAGCCCACCACUGGUCCGAGAAGGACGCCCUCACCCCCGCGAUCCUGGGCCCCUUCCAGUCCCUGCGCAACGGGGUCACGGGCUACGCGACGCCCGCCCCGACGGCAGAGUUCUUCAUGUGGGAGCAUUUCACCACGAAGCCAUUCUUCCAUCCCACGGCGGAGACCCCCCACCCUCCGUUGAAGAAGAUCGGCGAGAUCUAUACCCCGUGGCCGUCGUGGAUGAUCGUCGCGUCGACGGCGACAUUCCAGGGGGAUUUGGCGCAGGAUAUCAGGCUGCAGCGGUUAUUCGAGGUGUUCGAUCAGGGCAUCCAGGAGUUUGAGGCGGAUCUAGAGCGCGUGGUCACGCUGUUGGGUACGGGCGAGCUCGGCUGCACGUAUGGCGAGGAGGAUGCGCGGGAGUGGUUGAAGGAUGUGCGCUUCUCCAAGGGGACCAGGGGCGUCAAGCGCCAGGUGAUCGAGAGCGUCGUGGAUGUGUUGAAGGUCGCGGGGGUGAUUGAUGCGCAGCUGGAUCGGGAGGAGGCUGUUGAACGAGUGGUGGGGAUUCAUCGCCAGUGAACUGCUGCAUCAUCAUGAUGUCUGGCUGGCGGGCUGUCCCGUGGGUAGGUAAAUACAGUUAUUCUGGAUCUCGUGACAGCGAGUGCCCCGAGGGGAAUGUGCAAAGACGACGAUUUCAUGCUAAUAG